Messenger RNA from Diabrotica balteata, 3961 nucleotides. The record is from the annotation of a GenBank genome assembly. NCBI's taxonomy places the organism in Eukaryota, Metazoa, Arthropoda, Insecta, Coleoptera, Chrysomelidae.
AUGAGUUCCAGGCCCAGCUCUGGCUCAAAGCUUCCAACAGGGCAUAGGAGAUCGGAGUCUAGCGGACAUCACAGACACAGUUCGGGUAGCAGUUUCAAUCAGAACAAGUCAGACUCUGGCCAGAGCAUCAAUUCUGAUUACCACGGACACCAGAAACAUGGACAUCACAGAUCAAAAUCUAGUGUGGUUGAGAGAGAGGUGGAAAAGGAGCAGACAGCUACUCCUCGAUCUUCUCUACGACUCGAUUUCCGCCCUGUCCAACAAGAAGAACCAUCAUUACGCAGCUAGACCGACGUCUCUUUAUCCUCUGAGAUCGAAUGACAGUGGUAUAAUUGGUCAUGAUCCUCUUCAACCAGAGAGGGAGCCACUUAGGUUUGACGUAACCCUCGUUGGGGCACCUCCGGAAGUGGAGCAGCUAGUAAACAACAUCAAGCAGGUAGCUGAACAGUUUCUGUAUCACUGGAAGACAUUUCCUAUAAUUCUUCCAAGUCCGGUAUCACACUGUGAUUUAUUCACCACAUCUCAGGUAUCUUCGGAUGGAUCGUUGGGUCGUAUGAAGUCAAAGUACCAUCUCAGGGAUCUGUUUAUAGCGCCAUCUUUUGACGAGUUGGAUGCUGUCGCCGUUGACGGAAAAGGAGAACCAAGAAGACUGACUGGAAAGCAGCUCGAAUAUAUCAGAGAAAGGGGCGUGUUUGAGGUAGAAUCUCUUAACUUUCCCGGGCAGAACACAAAUGGAAACUGUCGCAGCUAUUACAAAAAGGACUGUUGAACAGCCACGAUUCUUUGUUGAACGAUUUAGCUUUAGCGGUGAGAUUUAUAGUUGUGACAGCUAAAGGAAGGCUCGUGUCCCAUUUCUUUAGUCUUUCCCAGGCGGCGAGAGCUCUGUUGGCGGGAUUUCUACGAAUAGUCGAUGUUUUGAUUGGCAUUCCUAGUCUUCAAGCUCAUAAUUUGGAAUCCAAGCUGAGAGAAGAGAGGAAUAAGUAUCUUGUAGCAGAAUUGGUGUGUAGGCCUGAAAAUGAAGAUUCUUUGGAAGUAUUGUGUUCUUUCAUCCGAAAACAGCUAAGAAGGGCAGCUACCGAGAAGUUCGAGGUCACUAGAGAAUGUUCACAACCUCCCGUUUCAGUCCCCUAUAAAUUUCUAACACCUUCAGGAUCUGAAUUAGAUCUUCGACUAUGGGACAGAUCGCUAAUGAGAAAGCUACUGCCCAUUUUAGUUUCUAUAUUGGAGCGGGAAAACUAGAGGAUGGUUCUUGCAUUUUAGAGAAAGACUGAUCGCUGAAUUGAGGACUCAGAAGAUGCCUGAUGAGGAUAUUGAGAGGGAAGUCAACGAAGCCGUAAUGAAAGAAUACCUUCAAAGAGUCUACAACAGUAUUCUUGCUCAUCCAGAUAUCAUGGCUCUAGGUGAAGAUUUUGGGCAACUUCUGGUUCAGCAAGCACAAAGCGUAGUUCUGAUGCACAGAGCUGUAGAAAACGUCCAACAUCGGUUGUAUAAGUCACAGGAAGAGGUUAAAAUUAGGUUGUGUAGCGCUCAUCCAGUUUUGUCCAGAAUCGGACCGUGGUUGAGGGCCAAACUUCGAGCUGCCGAACAAAAAUUUAGUCAAGAGAAUCAGUGGAGUGCUCACGAAGAGGCUUUGAUGUUGUGCAAUUCACAGAGGUUGUUGCAGACUGUAUAUUUUCUUAAUAGGGAUUUAACUUUUAUGAAAGAAAGGGAACCUGCUUUGCUAAGAGAACUGAGAAAAGACAAAAUACCAACCAGAAGCUUCUUAUGGCCAACGCAGAUAUGGUUACCGAAAAAUUGGAUAAUUAGAAGAAACUUCCAAGGCCAGUCAGAGGUAGUACCGACUGUUUUAAGCAAGCAGGCAACCAGUAUUACCACUCCUCGGUCUGAUCCUAGUCAACCAGUAUUUCUAGUCGAAAAAGAAACCAUCAGGACCACUACAACUCGCUGGCCUAUAUGGAGGAUCUUCAACUACUUCCAUCGCACUUGGUGUUGGACUUGGAACGCCAUGUUCUUCUUCGGUAUAGUUCUUCCGUGGUGUAGUCCAGUAGGUCUAAGGGCUCUGUUCUGUCUUGAACCUUUCAUGGCGGAUUUAGAAUUGUCCCAGGUUAAUGGAACUUUGUUUCCUAGAAAAAGCAGUUUAACUCCGACGCUGAUGUCUAGGCUACUGAGUCUUUGGAGGCAUAUUUCAAAAUCUAGGACACAUUUUGAAACCAAGCCUGAUACGGGGUUCAUAGGGAAAGGGCUUACUAGACAUCUGAAUAGAAUUUGGAAUUAUUUCAUCAAGGGGUUAUUUGGUACAGUCCUCAUAGUAGUCAUCUUUCCAAUAGCGUGUUUUAUAGUGACUUUUGCCAGCCUAUUUGUCGCUCUGACCUGCGUUCUUUGGAUGCCAGCUCUCACACUAGCAGUUCAAGUUACCAAUCUCCUCAUUUACGAUUUAGAUAGUCCGGAACAACAACGGAACCGAUUUUUUGUUAUAUUGGAAGCAGUUUUGUGGAAUAUAUCGUUUCAAGGUUGUUUGCAACCUUUGCUAGCCUUAUUUGUAGCUGUUGUUGUGUGUCCCGUGAUAUCGCUUACGAUUUUAGCAGGCGGUUUCAUCCGCUACUGGUUACGUCUUCUCUGGGACGCCUUGAUCUUCCAUAUGUUAAUCAAAAAACGCGGUCGCAUUCCGGCCAGUGACAGCUUCGUGGUGAAACGAAUAGCAGGCCCCGGCUUAGCUUCCGAUUACUACUUCCAGAUCAGUCCAGAACAAGCCCUAGCUGCCUUCGAAGCCAAAAUGGAAUGGGACGAGCUCGCUGCCUAUCAAUCCGUCAUCGAGAGCACCAUCGUCCAACCCCAGAAAGAUUUCAGUCAUUUCGUCGAGGCUUGUUUCGGAAGCUUUUCUACUCAACUUGCCAAGAACGGGGCGUACAGGAGUUUGGAGAAGGAAGCGCAGGAUUUGAUGGGUAUUUUGCACGAGAAAUUGGAGAAGAGGAGGAGAGACUUGCAGACGGGCCUUAGCGUUACGGUCAAGAGUAAAGUCAAGCUUAGCACGCCAGAUUUGAAGAUUUCCAUUCAACAAGGCGCCCUGAUGCUGGAACGGUUUUAUCCAAAACAAAUUAUUCCGAAACUGGGUUGUACAGAAGAUCAAUUCUGGGACAGUCGAGCGCUGAGUCCCGGCGAUUGGGCAGGCCUGGCCGGACUUCUGUAUUCGGAACUGUUUAGUUUAGACUUCCUAACGCCACUGGAUCAUACCGAUACUAGUUUUAGGCUUGAUUCACACUCGCAGGUCGACCUGAGCAGGUACACCGAUAUGGUCCAAUGUGCCCAAUUAGGAGCAGGCGGUCCUGAUUUGUUAGGGAACGUUUACACGCCCAGAGGAAAUAUCCAAGUUCAUUCUCCGUACCUCGAUGUUUCUGCAUUUAAUCCUAGAUCUAAAUUAACUGCCACUGGAAAGAAAGCAGAGAAGGCAGAAGAUACAUCUGCCACACUGGGUUCUCUCAAAACGAAUUGCAGGGCAACCCUUUGGAUGCCCUGGAAGAAACACAGCCGUCCUUUUUCACCAGACAAGAUGAUGAUUCCGCUUCCCAUUCCGCAUCCAGCUCACAUUGCCGUUACUAUGUACAAUAGAGAUUCCGACGAUCCGAUUCCGUUGGAAUCGGAUCUUUGCCAAAGCAUUUUGAGGGGUAUUGAAGAAAGCCAUGUAUCUCCGGACGAUAGUGGAAUAGGUAGGUUUAAAGGUGGAGCCGACUCCUUCGGUGGUACGACGAGUUCGAGUUCCAACACGCUAGACAGCCAGCCGAUCGAAGAAUCGACCAAUGAAUCGACAGACGGUGUUUACCGAUGGACACUGAGCAACUGGGGAGGUGGCAGGAAACGCCAGAAUUCCGGAAGCGUGCGCGUAGACCUUGCCAGUCCGGAAGACGUCACUUUAGACAGUGAUAGCACCAGAGUGGUAUUUUGUACGUAUGGUACGACGGUAUGA